UCGUGGGGGGCGGGAAGCGCUUCGCGGCAGCGGAGCCCAUGUCGGCCCUGAGGCGCUCGGGCUACGGCCCCAGUGACGGCCCUUCUUACGGCCGCUACUACGGGCCCGGGGGAGGCGAUGUCCCGGUGCACGUACCUCCGCCCUUAUACCCCCCUCUUCGUCCGGAGCCUCCCCAGCCUCCGGUUUCCUGGCGAGGGCGCGGGGGCGCCCCGGCCGAGACCACCUGGCCGGGCGAAGGCGCAGGUGGCGAUGGCUACUACCCCUCGGGAGGCGCCUGGGCAGAAGCGAGCAGAGCCGGGGGAGGCCACCAGGAACAGCCACCAUAUCCUGGCUAUAACUCCAACUACUGGAAUUCUGUGCGACCCAGGGCUCCAUACCCAGGCUCCUACUCUGUGAGGCCAGAGUUACAAGGCCAGAGCCUGAAUUCUUAUGCAAAUGGAGCAUAUGGACCGCCUUACCCUCCUGGCCCUGGAGCAAGUACUGCCUCCUACUCUGGGGCUUACUAUGUACCUGGCUAUACACAGAGCAAUUACUCCACGGAAGUUCCAAACACCUACCGUUCACCUGGUAACAGCCCAACUCCAAUGUCUCGUUGGAUGUAUUCCCAGCAGGACUGUCCAACAGAAGCACCUCCUCUGAGGGGACAGGUGCCAGGAUAUCCUGCUUCACAGAACCCUGGAAUGACCUUGCCCCAUUAUCCUUAUGGAGAUGGCAACCGCGCUGUGCCGCAGUCAGGAGGGACUGGACGACCACAAGACGAUGCCUGGGCUUCCAGCGCUUAUGGGAUGGGAGCCCGUUACCCCUGGCCUUCAGCUGCACCCUCAGCCCCCUCGGCUGGGAGCCUGUACAUGACGGAAAGUGCUUCACCGUGGCCAGGCAACAGUUCUCCUCAGCCGCCUCCUUCACCCCCACCUCAGCAGCCUAAGGACCCCUCGUACUCCUACAACCCAUCGGGUCAAGGCCUGAGCCGGCACAGCUUUCCCUGCAGCGUCCAUCAGUAUGAAUCUCCGGGAGCAGUGAACAAUGACAACUCAGACCUUUUGGAUUCUCAAGUCCAGUAUAGUGCUGAGCCUCAGUUAUAUGGUAAUGCCAGCAGCGAGCAUCCCAGCAACCAAGUUCCGAGUAAUAAUCUCCCAGAAGAGUGUUUCUCUUCAGAUGAGGGCACUCCUCCAAGUAUUAAAAAGAUCAUACAUGUGCUGGAGAAGGUGCAGUUUCUUGAGCAAGAAGUAGAAGAGUUUGUAGGAAAAAAGACAGACAAAGCGUAUUGGCUUCUGGAAGAAAUGCUGACAAAGGAACUUUUAGAACUGGAUUCUGUUGAAACUGGGGGCCAGGACUCUGUCCGUCAGGCCAGGAAAGAAGCUGUUUGUAAGAUCCAGGCCAUACUGGAAAAAUUAGAAAAAAAGGGACUAUGAAAUAACUUGGAAUGCAGGGGAGCCUGUGACUGAUUUGGCCAAAGAACUCUUUAAUUUGGUUAGUUCCCAUCUUUUGAAACGCCUGUUGUGACAAGAAGCAACACAUUCCAACUUUCUCCUGACCUAAAACUUGAAAGGGGGAAAAAACUGGAAAAGCCGGCAGAGGAAUGAAAGCAGCAGUGACAAGAUUCUUUCCGGUUCUCAGAUGACUGAACAGAAUAGGAAACUGGAGUUGUCAGUAUUGCCAAGUAGACCUCUCCUUACGCAAGCCAAGGUGUCUGUAGGCUGCUGCUUGUCAGAUCUAAGGAGGGAGAGAGACUUUAUGUAAAGGUUGUCAAACGCCUAAUCUGAGACAAACAGGCUGUUUUGUAAGCAUCUGGACUGUCACAUUUUUGUGCAUUGUGACUGCAGAUACUUCAUGUGUAUAUUAUAGCUUAGACUCUUGGACCUCUGUUCUGUUUUCUUACCUGCAGGUCACAAGUGUAAUACUAUUCUACUUCUUCGUACAUUUUGUAGUAAUAUGUUUAAUAUAAUCAAAUAUUGGCAGCCAGAUAUGUGAGCAGUUCUGAACGAAUUCAUAUCCUUUUACCACUUGAAUAUAUUGCAGUGUGUGGUGGGCUCCUAAAGUCAUUCGUGUCCUUUCUGUACAGCAUGUUCCAUUCCAUCCUUCCCACUUCUGCUUUUCAUGAUGGGGAAGGUGACUGAAAAUUACAUUGAAAUAGGAAUGACAGUGUUUGUGGACAUUCUUUGCUUUGUUGUAUUUGGAUAAAGAUCCACUUUGAAAUUGCUUUCUUAAGAAAAAUAUUUUUUGGCUCUUGCUGCUUCUAUAGAGAGCCUUAUGAUAAAAACAUGGAAACUUAAAUGCCACGGUUAGUAUAAAUAGUGACGGCAAAAAAGCAACAAAUACAAUUCUUUAAUAACACCAUUCUCCAGUCAGUAGAUCUGUGGGACAGAUCUGAGCUCGGUUUAUGCUGAUAGAAGGAAAAGAAGGAGAUUCACACUCAGGGAAUGAGUCAGCCGUAGCUGAAGUGGAAAAUUCUUUUUUUUUUUUUAAUUUAAAUUUGGUCUAUAUUUCGUAGGGCAAAUUGCAUAGAAUUGCCUGUUUCAUAAGAAAGAUGUUAUUUAAUAUUAGUAAUAGUCAAUUUAGAGCCAAGUUUAAGAAAGGGGCCUUUCUUGGUUAUCCGUGUAUGUUGUUAUUCAGAGACAGGUAAAUAAUUUACCUUUUAAGCCUAAAGUGAGAUCUAGCAUUCAGUAUCCGCUUUUGCAACAGAGGCAGUUUCUUAGUAGAAUAUCAAGGUGAUACUUUUUUCUAGACUAGCAGGCCUUUAUAUUAGUGAUACUAAGCCUGUAGCCUUCCCUUCUGCUCACAGGAAUCAAACAAAUGCUAACCUAGGAUGAGAAAAAGUGUAGUAAAAAGAUUGUCUACGGGCUAGAGAUGUGUGUGGCUCUGCCUAACAUACAUGAAGUCCUGGGCUAAAUCCCCAGUAGUGGAUAAACCAGCCAUAGUGGUACAUACCCAUCUCAGCAUUUGGGAGGUAGACACAGGAAGACUACAAGUCUAAGGUCAUCCUCAGCUACCUAAUAAAUUCAAGGCCAGUCUGAGCCAAAUAAGAUCCUGCCCCAAAAAAUAAACAGGAUAAGUGACUCAAGAAGUGAUCAUUGUAUCCUAGGAGUCUGUAGUUUUUAAAAAAUAUCAUUUGGCUGAGUUUGGUGGUGUACACUUUUAAUUCAGUCAGAGGAGGCAGGUAGAUCUCUUGAGUUCAAGGCCAACCUGGUCAGCCAAGGCUAUAUAAGGAGACACUAUCAAAUCCAUUUCAUCUCAUUUAAUCUCUUAUCUAUCUAAUCAAUCAUCUGUCUAUGGGGUGUGUGUAUUCUUGUGUGCACACGUGUAUGUGUGUUUUAUAUCUAUAAUUUUUAUUUUUGAGACAGAAUUUCAUGCCGGGUUGGCCUUAAACUUGGCAUAUAGCCUAGGACAACCUAGAAGUUCUGGUCCUCCUGCCUCACUUUGUAUUACACAGGUAGGUGUGUGCCUGGUUUAUGCGGUGUCAGGCAAGCACUGUACUGAGGCAUAGCUUAUGUAGAAUAUAUAAAAGAGAAUAUAGAAAUGUCUUUAAAAGGUUUUCGAAGCUGGAUUUGUGGCACACGCCUGUCACUCCAGCAUUAUGAGGCAGAGGCAGGGUACGUGGAUCUCUGAAUUUGAGGCUAUCUUGGUCUACACAGUUCCAGGCUAGCCAGGAGUGAGCUCUAAGUAACCCUCCAAGCGUUUUCUAUAAAAGUUUUGACAAUUAUGCUCUAAGAGGAGAAACCUUAAAGCUUAGCUGUGUUGUCAGUGAGACAGUGAGAGAUUCGGAAGGAAACGUCUUACUUCACUUACGCUGCCCACGAUGCCAAUUAAUGCACAUCCUUCAUUGGUGUGUGUGUACAUGUUACGCACAAAUGAACAUAUAUGUGUAUAUACCUUAAGUUAUUUUUUGAACUACUAACAUGAUUUUAAACUUACAGAAGAGUUGUAAAAAUAGCAUUCCCGUGUAUCCUCCAUCUGCCUUCCCCUUGUUUUGACAUCUUCUCUAACAGAAACAUUUGUUAAAAUUAAAGAGUUAAUAGUGCUAUUAAUAUUAGCUGAAGUAGCAAGCUAAAAGUAGACACUUCAUUUAUCUUUUUAGUAGCAUCCUCUCAACUGUUCCAGAUCCAGUUUUGCAUUUGGUUGUCUGUCUCAGUAGUCUUUUGCUCUGUGAUGUUACAUCCUACGGAUGGCUGGUGUUGUCAUGUGAUCCUGGCGUGGUUCACAACUGAGCGCUCAGCUAACUUGGUGUCUGCUAGGAUCCUCUGCUGUAAGCUUUACCCUGCUUUCCUUUGUAAUUACUAAGUAUUUGCUAGAGACACUUUGAGACUAUGCAAAUGUCCUGUUUCUGCUUAGAGUUUGCCUCUUACUAUCUCCUGGCAGAUCUUGCUUGUGGCAUUUACUACUGUGGUGUUUAAACGGUGAUUUUUUUAUUCUCAUUUCUUCUAUAUUUAAUAAUUGGAAUUCUUCUGGAAGGAACUGUGGUUUCUGGAUUUAUAUUUUUAAUUAUAUCAAGAUAUUCAGGAUAGGUAUAAACUCAGAAUUUAAAGAUAGAAAUUAUGUUAAUUGGUUCCAGUGGCCAGUAUCAAAGAAAAAAAAAAGCAACAUUUGUGACCUGUCUUUGAAAAUGUAAUGAAUAAGAAGGAAACUAGUAUUUAUGAUUCGUAAAAUUUGUUUGACUUUUGACUUGAAUUUGAUUUAAAACUGAAGCAAUUUUCUUUUGAAAUUCACAACUAGACUUUUUAAAGGUGUCUAAAUUUAUAUUACUUUGGGGGUCAUUUUUGUCAAAAUCUUGAAUAAAGUUACCUACACCUGGCAUGAUAAA
Messenger RNA from Mus musculus (house mouse), 4798 nucleotides. RefSeq names its product BCL2-associated athanogene 4 (gene Bag4). Gene Ontology annotation, biological process: negative regulation of protein localization to mitochondrion; cellular response to tumor necrosis factor. The record is from RefSeq and is marked validated. Gene Ontology annotation, molecular function: ubiquitin protein ligase binding; protein-folding chaperone binding. Bases 39 to 1412 code for a protein of 457 amino acids. NCBI's taxonomy places the organism in Eukaryota, Metazoa, Chordata, Mammalia, Rodentia, Muridae. Gene Ontology annotation, cellular component: plasma membrane; cytoplasm; cytosol. The transcript has 5 exons.